Seminavis robusta is the source of this 810-nucleotide messenger RNA. Lineage: Eukaryota; Bacillariophyta; Bacillariophyceae; Naviculales; Naviculaceae. The record is from the annotation of a GenBank genome assembly.
AUGACAGCAGAAGAUCCCGAAGCGGAGAUGGCCGAUUCGUCGGACCAAGGUGGUGGUGAUAUGGAUGCAUCGGCUGAUCAUGACGGAGAUGGGGAUGGCAAAAAGAAAAAGCGUUCCAAACCGAGGCGACAAUCAGGUACUGCAGUGGCAUUUCAGAAACGAACAAGCGUCCGAAAGCUCCCAGAACGGACGACCAGUAGUCAUUUAGUGGAACGAAAAGGGAAGAAUCAACUGGCUGCCCUGACACCUCCUAAUCGACAGGACCGUCGUGGUAGUCAGGGAGCCAUCAAGGCGGCGACUAGUGCAUUGCGAGCGGCUCGUGGAGUGCCUGCUAGUAGGGGUGUCUCACGGGCUUCCUCGAGUCAACAAGCACCGCGGCGUCCUGAUCGAGCUGUUGCUCCUGGAAAGAAGACCGUCCCAGCGAGAUCCAGUAGUACGCACGCCUUGAAAGCGACGAAGAAAGGAGCUGGACAAGAGCCGACACUCACAGGUGCAGAUCUACUGAACCUUAGAAAGGCACAAAAGGCCGACAAUACGGAUGCUGACUCUGUCCAGUCGGAUCUGGAAUCAACCUACACUAUGGACUCUAUCAAUUUGCGGAAGAGCCAAAUUCAUCGGGAUGAUGAUGAAGAUCUUGCUAGACAGUUACGUGAUGCUGGAUUGGAUGAUGAUUAUGAAAACGACGGGUCGGACUCAGUGAGUACAUUGCAGUCAACUGAGGACGGCAUAAUGACUGAUUUUGAGGCACUGGCAGAUGUGGAAGUGGAAGAUGAGGGACAAGGAGAGGUUGUUAUUGACGACGACAAGUAG